Messenger RNA from Geosmithia morbida, 1170 nucleotides. Its product is annotated as Zn-finger. The transcript has 3 exons. Lineage: Eukaryota; Fungi; Ascomycota; Sordariomycetes; Hypocreales; Bionectriaceae. The record is from RefSeq and is a predicted model, not a curated record. Gene Ontology annotation, cellular component: nucleus. The coding region runs from base 1 to 1170 and encodes 389 amino acids.
AUGCUUCGCUGCUUCACUGAUUUCUUGCUCUUCUUGCCUACACUAAACUCAAAAUCGAUGCCAAGGCCUGUCCAGGUCCAGACCCUUGAAAAGCUCCUCAUGCCCAUCAGGCAGUCUUCAGAUAUCCCAAGUAUGGCAUUCAAUUCCUUCGGUUACGAUCCAAGAGGACUCGCAUCGUCCCUAACCCCCCCAGAUUCCUCAGAUGCAUCCGGUCACGAGUAUGAGGCUAAUACAACUAUCGCUGCAGGAGCCGGAGACAACAUGAGCCCGGGGAUGCCCUCGAUACAACCUCAGAACCCCGGUCAGGGUCAGGGUCAGCAUAACCCCUCCAGCAACCUGGGACAACCGCACUACAGCUUCGCCGGCCAGGGCCAGGGCCAGGGCUCGUGGCCCGCCUCCAAUAGUAACAGCUUCGCCGGCUCACCGUCGCCGAUACAGAGACAGCAACAAACCGGCUUUUCGCAGUACGAGUCUCGGCCUCCGAUGUACAGCCAACCCCCGCUCCCGGCAUCGACCUAUGCGCUCCCCUCGCCUACUCACACUACGCCGCCUGCUCACCUGCAGCAGCCCAGGACAUUCGACUCGAUGGCCUCGCCGUACCCGGGACCGCCGCCGCCGCCGAUGCAUAACAUGCAGCAGCACAUGGGCCACCAUCAGCAGCCGCAGCCCAUGAUGGCGCCACCCGCGCCCUACCGAAACCAUCACCAGUCCUUCUACCCGCCCAUGCCUCUCCCACAAGCCCUGAUGCACGGCGGCGGUCCGCACAACGGGGGCGCCAUACCCAUGCACCCGGGUGCCAUGCACAUGGGACAGCAGUACAUGUAUCCGUCGACGUCGUCGCAGAUGCAGGACCGGCCCUUCAAGUGCGACACGUGCGUCCAAUCCUUCAGCCGUAACCAUGACCUGAAGCGGCAUAAGAGGAUCCAUCUCUCGGUCAAGCCCUUUCCCUGCAGCUACUGCGGCAAGCAGUUUUCUCGAAAAGAUGCCCUGAAACGGCACCGUCUCGUCAAGGGAUGCGAGGAGAAGGAGAAGGAGAGGGAGAAGGACAAGCUGCGUCUGACAGGACAGGAUGGUGGACCUGAGCCGACCGAGGAAGACGAUGGCGUCAGUGUAAUCAACGGGGGUGGUAACCCUGCACAUGGCAGUGCCAACAUUGCAAGAUAUCUUUGA